AGCUUCAGGGAUUCAUCCAGCCUCCGUGGCUCCAGAAAGUCUGGACUCCAUGAGAAUCUGAAUUCUGUUCUGCAUUUUCCCUCUUGUUAUUAAUCUUUUUAAACAUUGCUGGAUUUGGUGUGAUGAUAUUUUGUUUAGGAUUUAAGAAAGAUAGGCCUAAAUUUUCUUUUUGUACUAUCCUCGUGUAAUGUUAGUAUUGAGAUUUUGGUGACCUUGUAGAAUGAGAGAGAGAGUAUUCUCUUUUGGUUCUUGGGAAGCAUGUAUAAGAUUGGAAUUAUCUGCCCUUGAAUGUUUGGUGGAAUUUGCUUGUAAAGCCAUCUAGGGCCCUAUUGUGUGUGUGUGUGUAUGUGUGUGUGUGUGUGUGUAAAGCUUUUCUAUUCUUGAGUCAGUUUUGGUAAUUUGUAAUUUUCUAGUCAUUUACUCAUUUUAUGUAAGUUUUCAACUUACUGGCAUAAACUUUAUACUUGUGUUUUUAGCAGAGCUUGACAUUUCAUUCAGGUCUUUACCUGGAUUACUGCCUGGAUCACUUUAACCUAAUGUUGCCUAAUCUCCCUCACAUCACCUGUGGUCUCCUCCCUACAUCUUAGCUUAGUGACUUGAACUCCACUAGUACCUGUAGCAAAUUUGUCAGCUACCCACAAACCUAGUUUCAUGAUGAUUCCACACCGAGUCACAUGCGAUACUUAAAGAUGUUUAUUGCAGCAUUGUUUGUAAUAGUAUGUAAUUGAUAGUAGCCCAAGUACUUAUCAAUAAGAGACUAAAUAAAAAAUAUAUGGUACCACCAUCGAAGGUAUUACAUAGCUAUUAAAAAGAAUAAGACAGAGUUUUAGAUACUGAUAGGCAUACUUUCCUAGGUAUUUUUAAUUCAAGGGGUGGGGGAAGUGACAUAGAAAACGCGCAUGUUGAAUAUGCAUAAGAGGAUGGGGGAGAGAAUACAUCUGUACAUUUAUUUACUCCUGAUAGAAAAUCUUUGGGCACAGAAGAAACUGAUAAUAUUGGUUGUUUCUGAGGAGGGUAACUGGAAGCAAGAGUGGGAGGGACACUUAAUUUCCCCUGAAUAUGUAGUGUUUGCAUUUUUUAUUUUAUUUUAAUCAUUAGGUUUUUAUUCCUUUUAGAGUAAUUUUUUCUAUUGUUGUGAAAAUAUAUAUGACGCAUUCGCCAACUCAGCAUCUUUCAGGUUAUAGUUUAGUGAUGUCAGUUACGUUAAUCAUGUGCAGCCACCACCCAAAGUCGUUGCCAGAUCCCCCAGCCCCAUAAUACAGUAUUUAAAAUAUUUCACCACAUGCAUCGCUUUAUAAUAAAAAUGAAAACACUACAAGAUUAACAAAAUGCACCUCUCCUUCCUGCUCAGAUACAGGACACGUGGUUAAGCCUUUUCCUUUGUGAUGCUGAACUCUGGGAUAACAGAUGUUUAAUCAUAUACCAUAUCCGAAGCUCUUUGUGAGCAUGCAAGUAUGUGAGUGUAUUCUCUCCAAGUCUGAGACAUAGCAAAUAAAUAAAUUCGUAUCCUAACUUUUUAAGCCUUGUGUUAUUAAAGAUUCUUUAUGAGCCUCAUCUGGAUGUAUUAUUACAGCUUAUUUAACCUUUGUGUUAUUUUGGGACAUUUACAUUGUUUUCCAUAUUUCAAUAUAUCUUCUAAAUCUUGAGAACUGCACUGGCCGUUAUGGUAACCGCUACCCACGUGUGGCUGUUUAGAUUUAAUUUAAUUUAAAGGGUUUAGUAUCCAAAAUAUAUUAAAGAAGUCCUGUAACUCAACGAUAAAAAAAAAAUAGCCCCACUGAAAGAUGUCUCCAACUGGGAGAUUUCUCCACCGAAGCUAACACACACAGCAAGGGUGUGAAAAGGUGCUCAGCAUCAUCUGUCAUCGGGGGUACAAAUCAAAAUCACACUCAUUAGGGUGGCUGUAAUCGAAAAGAUGGCAGGAACAAGUGCUCCGGAGGAUCUGGAGGAACUGGAACGCUCGUACCUUGUUGGUGGGAAUGUAAAAUGGCGCAGCCAAUUUGGAAAAGUCUGGCAGUUCUUCAGAAGAUUAAACAUGGAGUUACUGUAUGACUCGGCAGUUCCAGUCCUAGCUGUAUACCAAGAGAAAUGAAAACAUGCACACUAAAUCCUGUACAUGAACAUUCACGGAAGUGUUAUUCACUAUAGCCACAAAGUGGAAACAACCCAAAUACGGUUAAACAAAACGUGGUAUUUCAUUAUUCAUCCAUGAAAAAGAAUCAAGUACUGAUACAUGCUCCAGCGUAGAAUGACCUUGAAAGUGUUCUGCUGAGUGAAAGAAGCCAGACAGAAAAGGCCACAUAGUGUGUGAUUCUGUUUACAUGAAAUAUCCAGAACAGGACAGUCUUAGAAACGCGGAAAGGAAGGAAGUGUUGCCAGAGGCUGGGCGAAGCGGAGAGUGAGGAGUGAUUGCUAACGGGUACAGGAUUUCUUUUGAGGGUGGUGAAAAUGUUCAAGAAUUAGGUAGUUACAAUGGUUGCACAACCUUGUGGAUAUACUAAAAACCACUGAAUUGUGACUUUAAUAAAAGGGUGAAUUUUAUGAUACGUGAAUUAUACCUCAAAAAAUUUUUUAAAUUGAAAUUCAUUUCCUCAGUUGCGCUAGCCAUAUUUCAUGUGCUUAGUAGCCAAAUGGUAGUGGAUAGGACAGUGCAGAUAUAGAGCAUUUCCAUUAUCACAGUUCUGCUGGACAUUGCUACUCAAAAAUAGACAUUUUUGCUUAACUCACUGACCACAUCUCAUACUUAAAAUUGCAUGAUUAGUGAAUACAUUAUUGUUAUAAUAAUUGUGAUAUACAGUGAGAGCCCCCAAUCGCAUAGAUGACCGCUUGUCCACUCCGUUAUUCAGAAGUAAGCACUGUUAUCCACGUGUUGUGCUAUCUCUCUGGAUAUUUUGAAUACUCUUACAUAUAUGUGUAUGCCUGUAUCUGGAUUGUUCUCACUACUUCAGUGAUAAUGCUUUAAGCUUUGUUCAUGAUUUCUCCGACAUUCUUCCGUGUAAGUCCCUUACACUUACUAGAGUUCUCCUUAUCCACAGGGGAUGCUGGAAACAGAACCCCAAAAGACCAGAAGCUCCGUGAAGCCAUGGCUGCCUUAAGAAAGUCAGCUCAGGAUGUUCAGAAGUUCAUGGAUGCUGUCAACAAGAAGAGCAGCUCCCAAGAUGUCCAUAAAGGAACCUCAAGUCAGGUGUCUGGCGAGCUGAGCAAAGACGGUGACCUGAUAGUCAGCAUGCGGAUUCUGGGCAAGAAGAGAACGAAGACGUGGCACAAAGGCACACUUAUUGCCAUCCAGACAGUUGGGCCAGGGAAGAAGUACAAGGUGAAAUUCGACAACAAAGGGAAGAGCCUCCUGUCGGGGAACCACAUUGCCUAUGAUCACCACCCCCCUCCUGACAAGCUGUACGUGGGCAGCCGAGUGGUGGCCAAGUACAAGGACGGGAGUCAGGUCUGGCUGUAUGCUGGCAUCGUAGCUGAGACACCGAAUGUCAAAAACAAGCUCAGGUUCCUCAUUUUCUUUGAUGAUGGCUAUGCUUCCUAUGUCACGCAGUCGGAACUGUAUCCUAUCUGCCGGCCAUUGAAAAAGACCUGGGAGGACAUAGAGGACAUCUCCUGCCGAGACUUCAUAGAGGAGUAUAUCACCGCCUACCCCAACCGCCCCAUGGUGCUGCUCAAGAGCGGCCAGCUUAUCAAGACCGAGUGGGAAGGCACAUGGUGGAAGUCCCGGGUCGAGGAGGUGGACGGCAGCCUGGUCAGGAUCCUCUUCCUGGAUGACAAAAGAUGUGAGUGGAUCUAUCGGGGCUCUACUCGGCUGGAGCCCAUGUUCAGCAUGAAGACAUCCUCGGCCUCUGCGUUGGAGAAGAAGCAAGGGGGACAGCUGAGGACACGCCCGAACAUGGGUGCUGUAAGGAGCAAAGGCCCUGUGGUCCAGUACACCCAGGACCUGACCAGCACUGGAACCCAGUUCAAGCCAGUGGAGCCCCCACAGCCUGCAGCUCCGCCUGCGCCACCUCUGUCCCCCCAGGCAACUGACACUGAAAGCUUGGAAAGCCAGCUUGCCCAGUCACGGAAGCAGGUAGCGAAAAAGAGCACAUCCUUCCGGCCAGGAUCUGUGGGCUCUGGUCACUCCCCGCCUACGUCCCCCACUCUCAGUGAAAACACCCCUGGGAAACCUGGCAUCAGUCAGACAUACAGAUCACCUGUAGGUUCAACAACCGCUGCCCCAACACCCCCAGUGCCCCCAGCCCCUCCGGCCCCUCCAGCGUUCCAUGGCAUGCUGGAGAGGGCCCCAAUAGAGCCCUCCUACCGCGCCCCCAUGGAGAAGCUUUUCUACUUACCUCAUGUCUGCAGCUAUACUUGUCUGUCUCGGGUCAGACCUAUGAGGAGUGAGCAGUACCGGGGCAAGAACCCUCUGCUGGUCCCGCUGCUCUAUGACUUCCGGCGGAUGACGGCCCGGCGCCGAGUGAACCGCAAGAUGGGCUUUCACGUCAUUUACAAGACGCCGUGCGGACUCUGCCUCCGGACGAUGCAGGAGAUUGAACGCUACCUGUUUGAGACUGGCUGUGACUUCCUCUUCCUGGAAAUGUUCUGUUUGGAUCCCUAUGUUCUUGUGGAUCGGAAGUUUCAGCCCUACAAGCCUUUUUACUAUAUUUUGGACAUCACCUACGGGAAGGAGGAUGUUCCUCUAUCCUGUGUCAAUGAGAUCGAUACGACCCCCCCACCCCAAGUGGCCUACAGCAAGGAACGUAUCCCGGGCAAAGGCGUUUUCAUUAACACAGGCCCGGAAUUUCUGGUUGGCUGUGACUGCAAGGAUGGCUGCCGGGACAAGUCCAAGUGUGCCUGCCACCAGCUCACUAUUCAGGCUACAGCCUGCACCCCCGGGGGCCAGAUCAACCCUAACUCUGGCUACCAGUACAAGAGACUAGAAGAGUGUCUGCCCACAGGGGUAUAUGAGUGUAACAAGCGUUGCAAAUGUGAUGCCCACAUGUGCACGAACCGGCUGGUACAGCACGGGCUGCAGGUUCGCCUCCAGCUGUUCAAGACGCAGAACAAGGGCUGGGGUAUCCGCUGCUUGGACGACAUCGCCAAGGGCUCCUUCGUCUGUAUUUAUGCAGGCAAAAUCCUGACAGAUGACUUUGCAGACAAGGAGGGCCUCGAAAUGGGUGAUGAGUAUUUUGCGAACCUGGACCACAUCGAGAGCGUGGAGAACUUCAAGGAGGGGUACGAGAGUGACGUCCCCUGUUCCUCUGACAGCAGCGGUGUGGACCUGAAGGACCAGGAGGACGGUAACAGCGGUACCGAUGACCCGGAAGAGUCCAAUGACGACAGCUCCGAUGAUAACUUCUGUAAGGACGAGGACUUCAGCGCCAGCUCCGUGUGGCGCAGCUACGCUACCCGGCGGCAGACCCGGGGCCAGAAGGAGAACGGACUAUCUGAGACGGCUUCCAAGGACUCCCGCCCCCCAGACCUCGGUCCCCCACAUAUUCCUGUCCCUCCGUCUGUCCCCGGAGGUGGCUGCAAUCCACCUUCCUCCGAAGAGACACCUAAGAACAAGGUGGCCUCGUGGCUGAGCAGCAACAGUGUCAGUGAAGCCGGCUCUGCUGACUCGGACAGCCGGUCAUCCUUCAAGACCAGUGAAGGCGGGGAGAGCCGGGCCUGGGGAGGCCGAGGGGAAGCUGAGAGGGCCUCCGCUUCAGGCCUGGGUAUCAAGGACGAGGGCGACAUCAAGCAGGCCAAGAAAGAGGACCCUGAUGACCGGAACAAGAUGUCAGUAGUUACUCAAAGUGUUCGGAAUUACGGUUAUAAUCCUUCUCCCGUGAAGCCUGAGGGACUCCGCCGCCCACCUAGUAAGACUAGUAUGCAUCAGAGCCGACGACUCAUGGCCUCUGCUCAGUCCCACCCUGAUGAUGUCCUGACGCUGUCCAGCAGCACAGAAAGUGAGGGGGAAAGUGGGGCCAGCCGGAAGCCCACCGCUGGUCAGACUUCAGCCACAGCAGUGGACAGCGAUGAUAUCCAGACCAUCUCCUCUGGCUCUGAAGGGGAUGACUUUGAGGACAAGAAGAACAUGUCUGGUCCAGUGAAGCGCCAAGUAGCAGUGAAAUCGACCCGAGGCUUUGCGCUGAAGUCAACCCAUGGGAUUGCCAUUAAAUCGACCAACAUGGCCUCUGUGGAAAAGGGGGAGAGCGCCCCCGUCCGUAAGAACACACGCCAGUUCUACGAUGGUGAGGAGUCGUGCUACAUCAUCGACGCCAAGCUGGAAGGCAACCUGGGCCGCUACCUCAAUCACAGCUGCAGCCCCAACCUGUUUGUCCAGAACGUCUUCGUGGACACCCACGAUCUUCGCUUCCCUUGGGUGGCCUUCUUUGCCAGCAAGAGAAUCCGGGCUGGGACAGAACUCACUUGGGACUACAACUACGAGGUGGGCAGUGUGGAAGGCAAGGAGCUGCUUUGCUGCUGUGGGGCCAUCGAGUGCAGAGGGCGUCUUCUUUAGAGGACAGCCUUCUCCAGAGUCUCCAGAAACCCCCAAGCAGCCCUUUCCUCAGGAACUGGGUCUCCGACUGCUGAACUCUGACCCCAAGUCUGCAGUCUAGUGAUUCUGCCGGCUCCUAGUAGAUAGAAAGGGGGUUCUGGAUGAGGAGAUCCUUCCUUUGUGGUGCUAGCAGGCAGGGGCCUCCACCUCCUGAGGCACUAGGGGGUGGGGAGAGAGGACCUCUCACCCAGGCCUGACGUCCCCCGGAGUUCUCCUGUUGCUCACCCCUCCCAUCCCAGGUGUGCUCAGGUGUUUCUUGCUUCCAGCAGCCCUGUUCCUGAAAUGGGGGCUGUGUAUCUGCCACCCCCCGUUUGUAUUGUUUCUGGGAAGUCUUUUAACAAGAUGGUAAAACUAAGAUUGUGAUGUGAUUUCUCUCCCCCUCCUCAACCCCGCAAAGGGCAGCUGUUGUUGAUCGGG
This is a messenger RNA of Trichechus manatus latirostris (Florida manatee), 6940 nucleotides long. It is a transcript of the gene SETDB1, whose product is annotated as SET domain bifurcated histone lysine methyltransferase 1. Gene Ontology annotation, cellular component: nucleus. Gene Ontology annotation, biological process: negative regulation of gene expression; heterochromatin organization. Gene Ontology annotation, molecular function: zinc ion binding; protein binding; DNA binding. The record is from RefSeq and is a predicted model, not a curated record. NCBI's taxonomy places the organism in Eukaryota, Metazoa, Chordata, Mammalia, Sirenia, Trichechidae. The coding region runs from base 2972 to 6484 and encodes 1170 amino acids. The transcript has 19 exons.